This is a messenger RNA of Fulmarus glacialis (Northern fulmar), 1476 nucleotides long. It is a transcript of the gene CLMP, whose product is annotated as CXADR-like membrane protein. Gene Ontology annotation, cellular component: cytoplasmic microtubule; cell surface; membrane. Lineage: Eukaryota; Metazoa; Chordata; Aves; Procellariiformes; Procellariidae. The record is from RefSeq and is a predicted model, not a curated record.
UGAGCACAGUGUUUUCCUGUGCUUCUCUCCUUUUCUUUUCAGACAAGCAAAAUUGUUCUAUGCUGCCGUAGAUAUGAACUCCUUGCUGCACUGCCUCUGCCUCUUCUUUUCCAGAAACUGAAGGGCCUGAAUUACCAGCUGCGGAGAUCUAAAAGCUCUUGCUGAAUCUGGAUGGAAUAUGGACAAGGAGAUGAAUAGCAGAAGGGAAGAAAGAGUCAAGUUGGUUAUUUUUCUGGCACAUGGAUGCAAUUACACUCUGUGCAUUCCAGAGGCGUUCCUUUGAAUCCUGUGCAGGUCUGCCUGCUGUUCCUGGGAGAAAGGAAGAAAAAGGGAGGAAAAGUUCUCUUGCUUGGAGACGGAAUGUCUGCACUUUCAAUUCUCUUUUUAGCUUCCUGUUCUGUUUGGCUGUCCGAGGCUCAGACUGAAUUUAAGAGAGUGGCUGAAGAAAACGUGACUUUGCCGUGUCACCACCGCCUGGGCCUCCUGGAGCAAGGGAGCCUGGAUAUUGAGUGGCUGCUGCACAUUUCCGAAACAGUACAAAAAGCGGUGAUCACUUAUUCUGGAGGCCAUGUUUAUGAUGACCUGAAUGAGGAACAGAAAGGGCGUGUUUCCUUCACAUCCAACUUCCUUGCUGGAGAUGCAUCCUUACAAAUCAUAUCCCUGCAGUCCAGCGAUGCGGGGAAGUACAUAUGUAAGGUUAAAAAUGCUGGGCAGUAUGAAUGGGCUCACAUCACCCUGAAGGUUGUAGAAAAACCUUCCAAGCCCAAAUGCUGGCUGGAAGGGGAGCUGUUGGAAGGAAAGGAACUGUCCUUGCAGUGCCGUUCUGCCUCUGGCACUGCACCCAUAUCCUACCGAUGGCAGCGCAUAAAUGAGGAAGACAAGAGAGCUGAACAUCUCCCGCCUACAUCAAGAGUCAACAUUUCUAAUCCCGGGCAAGUCCUACUGAAGAAUCUUACACAGAUGAGCACAGGGUUAUACCAAUGCAUUGCCACCAAUGAGGCUGGACAAGAAAGCUGUGUUGUUCAGGUGACAGUGCAGCACGCACAAAAUAUCGGCAUGAUUGCUGGAGCAGUUUGUGGCGUGGUGGUGGGACUCUCCCUCCUUUUCCUGGUGGUGAGGCUGACAAUGAGGAGGAAAGAAAAGAAGAGAUAUGAGGAAGAGGAGGCACCAAAUGAAAUCAAAGAAGAUGCAGAGGCACCCAAGGCCCAUCUCGUCAAGCCCAGUUCCUCUUCCUCUGGUUCCAGGAGCUCGCGCUCAGGUUCCUCCUCAACCAGGUCAACAGCCAACAGUGCCUCUCGCAGCCAACGGACUUUGUCAACGGAAGCUACUCCCCAUCUAACUCCUCCCCAGUACAGCCAGAGGGAGACAGAAGGAAAAGAAAUUGAGCCAAAGAAAGUCGACUACACUAACCUAAUGAAAAUGGGAGCAACGCUGGUCAUGGUGCCUGCCCAAAGCCGAGCGUUCCAGACUGUGUGA